AUGGGUGAUGCUGCAAUGAAGGAAUUUGGGGUCGCUGCUUCUUAUUUGAGGAAAUCUGAUAGGGAGCGUCUGGAGGCCCAGACUCGUCCAUUUGACAUGAAGAAGGAGUGUUUUGUACCCGACCCUGAGGUUGAGUACGUUAAGGCAUCUAUAAUCAGCCGUGAAGGUGACAAAGUCACUGCUGAGACUGAAUUUGGAAAGACCGUCACUGUGAAGGAGUGUGAUGUGCACCCUCAGAACCCGCCUAAGUUUGAUAAAAUUGAAGACAUGGCCAUGUUCACCUUCCUUCAUGAGCCAGCUGUGCUGUUUAACCUCAAAGAGCGUUACGCAGCAUGGAUGAUCUAUACCUACUCYGGGCUGUUCUGUGUGACUGUCAACCCCUACAAGUGGYUGCCGGUCUACAACCAGGAAGUGGUCGUUGCCUACAGAGGAAAGAAGAGRAGUGAAGCKCCUCCUCACAUCUUCUCCAUCUCUGAUAAUGCCUACCAGUACAUGCUGGCAGACAGAGAAAACCAGUCAAUCCUCAUCACUGGAGAAUCUGGAGCUGGAAAGACUGUCAACACCAAACGUGUCAUUCAGUACUUUGCCAGCAUUGCUGCUGUCCCCAGUGGGAAGAAAGAUGCUGCUGCGGAAAAGAAGAGAUGCUGCUCAUCACCAACAACCCCUAUGACUACGCCUUCAUCUCCCAAGGAGAGACAACUGUAGCCUCCAUCAAUGACUCUGAAGAGCUGCUGGCCACUGAUGAUGCCUUUGAUGUGCUGGGCUUCACUCAAGAAGAGAAGAACAGUAUUUACAAAUUGACUGGUGCCAUCAUGCAUUUUGGUAACAUGA
This is a messenger RNA of Austrofundulus limnaeus, 831 nucleotides long. RefSeq names its product myosin-6. Gene Ontology annotation, cellular component: myosin complex; membrane; cytoplasm. The record is from RefSeq and is a predicted model, not a curated record. Gene Ontology annotation, biological process: actin filament organization. Gene Ontology annotation, molecular function: microfilament motor activity; actin filament binding; ATP binding. Lineage: Eukaryota; Metazoa; Chordata; Actinopteri; Cyprinodontiformes; Rivulidae. The coding region runs from base 1 to 705 and encodes 234 amino acids. The transcript is spliced from 7 exons.